Molecule: messenger RNA, 1570 nt
Organism: Paraphaeosphaeria sporulosa
Lineage: Eukaryota; Fungi; Ascomycota; Dothideomycetes; Pleosporales; Didymosphaeriaceae
Exons: 1
Coding region: 235-1389 (384 amino acids)
Source: RefSeq, a predicted model, not a curated record
CGCGGACGGCAACGGUCCAGCGCGGCGGAGAUGGCACCUUUGCGCAGCAGAUACUGGGAAGGCCCGUCGUCAGCUGACCGUCUCGCAUUGGCGGCGGCGGAGACGGCUCUAGAGGCAAUUUGCCGUCUACUCGUACAUUAACGCAGCACUUGCCACAGGGCAUCCGGCCCCCACCGUGCAGACACGCACGCCUCCAGCAACGCGCCUCCGCCGCCUCUCCGCACCCGCGCACCGAUGUCGACUCCGACUGCGUACCCGCCGUUUCCUGCAGUGGACACAGCAACCCGCCCAGGCGCCUUGACGGACGAGGUCGAGUCGCCCGGCAUCUCGAGCACCAACGCCCUCGCCCGCUUCGAGUUCGCGGCGGGCCAUGGCAGGGAAGGCACCAAGAUACUCAUGGUCGAAUGGGAGGACGACGACUCAACCCGCGGCGUGCGCGGCGAAUGGCACAUCUCGUGGGACGGCAAGGGCAAGACAACAGUGCUGCCGGCCGAGGACCAGCCGAGCAGCGACGUGAACCGCAUCUACUUCAUGCUGGCCCCGGGCGUCGCCGUGCCCUCGAGCCUGACGCUGACGCACCGCCCGCACGACGGCGACCGCAAGCCCGUGGUCUGGCACACCAACCCGCUGCCUGCCAUCUUCCCGCCCGAGCUGGGCGCGUCGGCGCGGGCGACGGGCAGGAAGGGCAUCCUCCACACCAUCUGGGCCAAGAAGCGGCUUCAGGUGCUGCAGAAGGAAAUUGAGGCCGAAUCGCAGAGCAACGUCGAGGGCAUUGGUUUCCUCAUGGCCGUGCAAGAGAAGGAGUGGAUUGAGCAGACAUUCGGCGUCAACGCAAAGCCUGCAGGCCUCAGCAUCCAGCUCGCCGAGCCCACGGUUGCGCCGCUGGGCCCUGCGAGCCCUCGUUCGCCUGGCGGCGGGCGCUUGAUGGAGAAGCUGCGCGGUCUGAAGCUGGGCACCAGCGAGAAGGACCUCACGGCGAAGACGGACCCUAGCGACGCCGCCUUUGCCAACCCACUGUCGCCCGAGUCUUCCGACGUGGCCGUGUCGUCGUUUGCUGCCUUCAAGGGCAACAACCCCGCAACACUGGCAGCCAAACCGCCCCAGGCUCCACAGCAGCAGCAGCAGCCCGCCCGCAAGGUCGCAGCACGCAUUGAGCCGCCCGCUGCCGUUGCACAGCAGCAGCACGCCGGCAUGGCGUCCCUGAAUGCCUUCGCCGCUCCCGACGCGCCCACGUUCCAGUCGCGCGGCGCCCCCCUGGCGGACGACGACCACGACGACGGGCUGUUUGCGCUGCCCAUCAGCCCGCGCAGCCCGGAGAUGGGCAAGAGCCCGUUUUCGUUUGCGGGCAGCGAAACGGCCAGCUAUGUCAGCGGGGGGCGAGCUUCGUAGGAACGGGCGGGUGUGCUGGAGUUUGGGAGGACUGCAGCUUUGGCUGGGACGGGAUUGCUUGCCACGGCGGCUUUUGUGCUGGCUUUGAUGAUACCUAGAGCAUGUAGCGAUGACUGCAACACGUCGUGCACGACGAUACGAAUGGCUGUUAUGAAUUGGACACACCACCAGUAACGGCGGA